AUGGCUAGCAAUGUGGAUGCUAAGCUGCUGAAGCAGACCAAAUUUCCACCAGAGUUCAGCAAGAAAGUGGAUAUGACGAAGGUGAACAUAGAGGUCAUGAAGAAAUGGAUUGCCGGAAAGCUAUCGGAAUUACUCGGUGACGAAGACGAUGUUAUUAUUGAGCUGUGUUUUGGUUUAUUAGAGAGCUCCAGAUAUCCCAAUAUAAAAGCCCUUCAGAUUCAAUUGACUGGUUUCCUGGACAAGGACACGCCCAAGUUUUGCCAGGAGUUAUGGAACCUAUGUCUUAGUGCACAAUCGAGUCCUCAAGGUGUUCCUAAGGAGUUACUGGAAGCGAAGAAGCUGGAACUGAAACAAGAAAAGUUGGAUGCAGAACGAGCUGCGGAAGAAGCACGUCGGCGGAAAGAACAAGAACGCGAGCGCGAAAGAGAACUGGAAUCUAUCAGACAGAGAGAGAGAGCGGACCAGGUUCACGGUCUCCUCGGCGUCACAGCCCAGACCGGCGGAGUGCACCUUCGCGCCGAGAGUUUGAUUCCUACGUACCACGAGGCAACCGGCAAAGCCGUCGAAGUCCUCGAUCGAAAUCCCGUUCAGUAUCGCGCUCACCGUCUCUUUCCAGAUCACCUCCUCGUCGCUCGUACCGCGCAGAUGAACGCAACAGGAGACGCCCGCGAUCUGCAAGCAGGUCACCGUCUGCAGAUGGAAGGGAUCACAAAAGAAGCAGGCGACAAAGCCCGCCACACGGUGAUGAUCGAGAUAGAUCUGCUGCCCGCAAUGAAUCAUCAUCACGCUCACCUAGUCCCAGAAGAACCCGCCGACGCUAUUCCUCUGUCUCUUCGCGCAGUCCCUCACGUUCACCGUCACCGCCACGAAAUCGUAGAGGACGUGACCGUUCUCCUCGAACCAGAGUCAGACGGAAUACCAGUUCAGUUUCUGCAUCUCGCUCAAGGUCUCGACAGCCGGACAACAGGAAUCGUAGGAGGCGGUCAUCAUCUCGCCCGUCAGAAGAUCGUAGGACAAAAGCUGAUAUUGCUAUAA
Molecule: messenger RNA, 1035 nt
Organism: Talaromyces marneffei
Lineage: Eukaryota; Fungi; Ascomycota; Eurotiomycetes; Eurotiales; Trichocomaceae
Exons: 5
Coding region: 1-1035 (344 amino acids)
Biological process (GO): regulation of mRNA splicing, via spliceosome; mRNA processing
Cellular component (GO): spliceosomal complex
Molecular function (GO): RNA binding
Source: RefSeq, a predicted model, not a curated record